UCUCUUGACUGGAAACUCUGGAUUAUGGCCCUAUGUUUUCUUUUCCUCUAAAUGAUUAUAUAGAAAUGCUUGUGAUCUGAAGUCUUCAUUCAUUAUUUUUAUGAUCUGGAAUGAAGGCGUGUUAUUUUUCAUUUAUCCAUCCAUCACUUCCCACCAUUCAUUUCUUGUCAGGUCUUUCAAACACUUUUCAUCCAGUUGUCACCAAACUUAAUAAAAUAUUUAUGGGCAUGUUAUCUCAGACAAGUCCAAUGACAAGCUAAAUCUCCUCCGGAGUACAUACUUUACGUACAUAGUACAUUAAGUAGGUGGGUAUUCUAUUAGGAUAUUGGUAACAACCGGUCUAAAUAGCAUUCGUUCCAAAAAUAACAUCAAAUAUAGAAAUAAAUAGCUUUUUAAAGUAGAAACUGAAAUUCUUUUUCAGGUCCACAUGUCGUUUCUAUAUGUAGGACAUACGCACGAAGACAUUGAUGCCUCAUUCAGUAAGAUCUCAGAAAAACUUAGAACGACAGAUGCAGAAACAGUUCCCCAAUUACUGAAUCUAGUAAGAAACAUUGAAGAUUUAAGUACACUGAAACUAUGGGAUGUUAAGUCAUGGCUAGAAUCUUCACUAACAAAAGUAAAAGGCGUCAGUGAACCGUUACAUUUUAAAAUUACGAAAACAUCUGGAAAAAUAAAGGUUGUUUAUAAAGGGCAACAGCAUCAGUUAUGGACCGUGUUAGAUGGCAGAGGUACUUUUCUCAGAAAUCUACCAACUUCAAAAAUAAAACAGUUAAAACCAAACUAUAAAAACAUUCUAGAAAAAAUUGAGACAAUUAAAAAACAAAUCAGUGCAAUUAGUUACAUGUUUGAAAGCAGUGAAAAUCAUCUUUGGUGGAAAGCUUUUUUGGAGAAAAUAAAUACAGUGAUGCCAAUGAGAACAAAAGAGGAUAUUAUAUGGAUUACCCAACUACCAAAACAGCAAAAAAAAACAACAAAGAAACAUUAAAGACAACCUGGAUCCAAUACUUAAAAAGAUGUUGGAAAAGGAAACAAGUAGACCUGUGUUAUCCUGUGAAAAAAGACGAAAUUUAAAAACCAGCCGAGGGAAGCAGAAGUCGAAAAAAACAGAGCGUAUCCAAGGAGGAAGAAGUGGUGUUAACCGUCAAAGCACUGUAGUACAGGUCAAUAGAAAAAAAACUAAAUCAACAACACCAGCAGUGCCAAAGAGAAACACACAAACAGGAAGGCGAAUCAUGAGAUGGAAUAGCUCAAGAUGGAUCACCAUACUCACCGAUGAUGAGAGGAAAAGACACAUAGGGUUGAUAAUCAUCUUCGAACUUCUGGGACAUUUACUACUGUACAUUAUCUAUGUUUUUAUAAUGACCAGAUGUAUCAAAGAACUUUUUAUUAUGAUGGACAGAGUUUGGAAAGCUAUUUUGUUAGCACACUUGGGUCAAUUUCUGUGUGUUCUUACAGUAAACACACACUUGGAACACUUUUGUUUUGUGUUUUGUAAUGUUAAAAAGUCAUUUCCGUGCAGUUUAUUGGUUUCGUAUCCUUCCAGGCAUUCACUUAGUAUUACGCAAUAAACAGAUCAGCACAUUUUUAAUAUCACUGGAAGACAAAGCACUCAAAGGUAUCAUUGUGAUCUCCUUUUUGUCCGUUGUCAAUCUGUACGUCUGUUCACAUUUAGUUAUAUAAGGCUUGGUCAGACUGUUUGUCUUCAUAAAAUCUCGGCCAAGUUCGACAGUGGAUCAUGUGGGUAUAAAAAGUAGUUCACUAGAUCAAAUUACAGAUAAACCUUGUGAACACUCUAGAAAUUUUUAAGUGUUACGGUAUUGGAUCACUAAUAGAGAACCUCCUUUUUUGAAGAAAAUUCCUAGUACCAUCAACCUACUUUUACAGCAAUUUUUAGGGGGGUGUAGGUUCAAGCCCUACUGGGACCAAUUUUUUUUUCCUUUUUAUACGCCCGUUUGAAAAACGGGACGUAUUAUGGGAACGCCCCUGGGCGGGC
Molecule: messenger RNA, 1993 nt
Organism: Mercenaria mercenaria
Lineage: Eukaryota; Metazoa; Mollusca; Bivalvia; Venerida; Veneridae
Exons: 4
Coding region: 1014-1568 (184 amino acids)
Source: RefSeq, a predicted model, not a curated record